This is a messenger RNA of Durio zibethinus, 1143 nucleotides long. Its product is annotated as xyloglucan endotransglucosylase/hydrolase protein 22-like. Gene Ontology annotation, molecular function: xyloglucan:xyloglucosyl transferase activity; hydrolase activity, hydrolyzing O-glycosyl compounds. Lineage: Eukaryota; Viridiplantae; Streptophyta; Magnoliopsida; Malvales; Malvaceae. Gene Ontology annotation, biological process: cell wall biogenesis; xyloglucan metabolic process. The record is from RefSeq and is a predicted model, not a curated record. Gene Ontology annotation, cellular component: cell wall; apoplast.
CACUUAUUGCUUAUGCUUCAUAAUCUCAACACACUCCAAUCUCCAAGCUGCGAUCAACUUCUAACAUAUACAAACCCAACCUUUGCUGAGUCAAAAACCAUGGUUUCUAUUUCGAGUUUCAGUUUCUCGUUGCUUUUGUCUCUCGUAAUUGGCUGUCUGAGGGCAGUAUCUGCCAGCAACUUCAACCAAGAUUUUGACAUCACAUGGGGAGAUGGCCGUGGUAAGAUAGUCAACAAUGGAGAAGUUCUCACUCUCUCCCUUGAUAAAGCCUCUGGUUCCGGUUUCCAGUCCAAGAAUGAGUAUCUUUUUGGCAAGAUUGAUAUGCAGCUCAAGCUUGUCCCUGGCAACUCUGCUGGCACAGUCACUGCCUACUAUUUAUCUUCGAAAGGAUCCACAUGGGAUGAAAUUGAUUUCGAGUUCCUGGGAAAUCUUAGUGGUGACCCUUACAUUCUUCAUACAAAUGUGUUUUCACAAGGAAAGGGUAAUAAAGAACAGCAGUUUUAUCUCUGGUUUGACCCAACUGCAGAUUUCCACACAUAUUCCAUCCUCUGGAAUCCCCAACGUAUUAUUUUCUCUGUGGACGGCACACCAAUUAGAGAGUUCAAAAACAUGGAGUCAAUCGGUGUUCCAUUUCCAAAGAACCAGCCUAUGAGAAUUUACUCUAGCUUGUGGAAUGCUGAUGACUGGGCUACAAGGGGUGGUCUGGUGAAGACAGACUGGACUCAAGCUCCUUUCACUGCCUCUUACAGAAACUUUAAUGCCAAUGCCUGUGUCUGGUCUAAUGGAGAUUCUUCCUGCAAAUCAAAUACCCCAUCUUCUGCCUCAACCAACAAUGCAUGGUUCUCUCAAGAGAUGGAUUCAACAAACCAACAAAGGCUGCAAUGGGUACAGAAGAACUACAUGAUAUACAAUUACUGCACUGACGCCAAGAGAUUUCCCCAAGGUCUACCCCAAGAAUGCAACAUGUCUUAGAGCCAACAAUACCUAUUAAUUAAUCAAAAUAUUCUUUGAAUUUUUUUUUCAUUAUUGCAAUAUUCUUUUGUUGUUCGAGGAUGCUCAUUACUAUCUAUGUAACAUGUUAUAGCCUAGUAUAUAUGAUAAGCAAUGAGAAGAGAAGAAUGUGAAUGUCAAGAAUUAUGUGCA